Messenger RNA from Cercopithifilaria johnstoni, 2661 nucleotides. The record is from the annotation of a GenBank genome assembly. NCBI's taxonomy places the organism in Eukaryota, Metazoa, Nematoda, Chromadorea, Rhabditida, Onchocercidae.
AUGGCCGGCGAAUUUACUAAACGUGGGGGUGGUGUCCACAAAAACAAUUCGCCCCGAGGCGGUUCUGUAGCUCGUGGAGGAAAUCGCGGUAGACUUUCGACACGAGGAAACAGGCAUGGUGGAAUGUCACCAAAAGGAAGUGGCAGUCGUAAUGAUUUGUCGAACCGCAUUCGCGGUUCUGGAAAAGGUGGUGUUCGUGGUGGGAAAGGAAACUGGGGUGAUCGUGGUGGACGAGGUAGUUGGGGUGAUUCCGGGAGAGGUGGACGUGGUAGAAAUGGUCAAGGACGGAGAGGAUUUUCUGCGAAAAGCAGAGGUGGUAUAGAUUUCAAAAAGCGAAUGAGCUUUGAUAUCGACAGCAGAUUUGAACGAAAAUCGGUGGACGGAAAGAAGAACGAAAACAAGUACCAAAAAUCAAUAUCGGAACCGUCAACUCCAGCAGAUGUGAAAUUUAAGAAGUAUGAAAUGGAUAGUGAACAUGACGAAAAUGAGGAAAUGAGCAUCUCAGAUAUGGAAGAUGAAGAAACAACUACAGGAACACCCAAAAAAAUUGCUGCAGAUGUAACAUCGAAACAGAGGAAAACAAUCGCGUCAAAAAAUGGCUCAAAUUUCGCGCAAAUAAUAAGUGCUAAAGCUCCACCAAAAAAGAAGGAUGCGCUUAAACGAGAAAAAGAUAAGGAAGAUAAAGUUCUAGAACUCGUAACAGAUCAGAAGAUUAAGAAGGCCAGAAUGGUCAAUGUUGAAAGUGAGGAGGACGAUGAAGAAGAAAUUGACGAUGAUGAAGAUGAGGAUGAAGAUGAGAGCAGUGAGGAAGGUGCUGAAGGAAAAUCUGCUAAGAAUGUAAAUGGUAUUGCUGAAAUGAGUGAAUCAAACGAAGAUGAAGACGAAGAAAGUUUGGAAUACGAAGAUGAAGAGGAAGCACCUUCUGAAGUAAAACCAGCACAUGCAUCUACUCCUGGCAAUACGGUGCAUUUGAAGAGUGCACUUAAAACUCCUGGUACUGGAAAAUCAAGUAAGAAGGUUUCACUUUCAGCCACAACUACGACUACUCCAGAAAUGUUGUUAAAGAAUAAAACCCCAGUUACACCUCAUCCUCAAAUAAUGUCGAACAAAAAUAAGAUGAGGCGACUGAGAUUCGAAGAAUCUGAUGAAAGCGAUGAGGAUGAAGAAAAUAAUGAUGAGGAGGAUGACGAGAGAUUGAAGGUGAACGAUGGGAAAAUGAAAAUGGCAGGGAACGAUUCAGAGGAUGAGGAUGAAGACGACGACGAAGAAAUAACGGAUGACGAUGAAAAGGAAAGCGAUGAAGACAAAAGACCAGAUAAUACGAAGAGGAUGAUAAUAGAUAGCAAAGAUCUUGCAAAAGCAAAACGGGAAGGGAUUGCCGAAACAAUUCGAAGCAAAAAAGAUAGGGUCAAUUUGAAAGAGCUUCAUAAUAAAAGCGACAAAGGGACUGAGGAGAAGUUAGCUUCGCAGAAACAAACAAAUGCAAUCUCCAAUAAGGAAGAGACAAAAGGAGUAAAAAGAAAGUGGGAAGGUGGACCAGUGUUAAAGCUGGAAGAUGCAAAAGACGUGGUCAGGGAAGAACAAAAGCGGCGAGAAGAGCGCGACAAGAAAUCAUUAUUUGUACGAGGAUUACCAAAAGAUGUAAAAUUGGGGCAGUUGAAGGCUCUUCAUAAUGACAUACUGUAUGUACGUCAUAUGCCGCAUCGCAACUUUGCAUGGUUAAUAUUCGCAAGCGAAAAGCUUUGUGAGAAGGCUUACGAAGACAUAUCAAAACAAACAGUCGAAGGUCGAACACUAGCUGUCGAUUUUUGUGGAGCAAAGGCAAAAACGCGCCCUCAAAAGGACAGGAGUCAAUUACCCAUUAACCCUCUGGAGCUAUUUGUUGGCGGCUUACCACCGUCAACAUCGAAAGAUCAGAUGAAAGUCAUCUUUCGACAAGCAACCAAUAUCAGUUUCCCGAAGCAAGCCAGAAAUAAGAAUAAACUGUACUGCUUCGUGCAGUUUGCUAAUGAAAAGGAAGCCAGAGCAGCGUUCGAAAAAGGAAAGACACUAAAGAUUAAUAGUAUGCCUGUUGAUGUCCUUUAUGCUCGGAUACGCAAAGGAAUAUCAGAUGAGGCAAAGCUACCGAAAGCGAACCAGGAUCCCAGUUUGUCGAAUGGCAUUGCAGCAAAAUCGGAAACAAAAAGUUUGCCAAAAGCAAAUGAAGUAAAUGGCGACACGGCUAGCGAAGGAAUUGAAUCCUCGGAAGAAGGCAUUCAGGAAGUGGACGAUUCAAUUUCGAAGCCCAAGAAAGCAAAAUUGGCUAAAGCAGAGAACCAUAAAAUGCUGCAUAAACUUGAAUCAUUUAAGCAAAAAAAAACUGAAGCGAAGUGCACAACAUUAUCUAAAAAACCGAAGUUGAAGGCUACCGGUGGAAAAAUAUUGUCUGGACAAAGCAAUUUAGAGAGCGACAAUUUGGAUGCUGGUAAAGAUGAGAAGGAUAAUAAUAUUAAUGAUCAUGACGAUGAUGAAGACGAUGAUGAUAAUGAUAAUGAUGAUGAUGAUGAUGAUGAUGAUGAUGAUGAGGAGGAGGAGGAGGAGGAUGAGGAUGAGGAUGAGGAAGGGGAUGAGGAUGAAGAUGAAGAGGAUGGGAAUAUGGAAGAUAGUGACGGAAGCAAUUAA